This is a messenger RNA of Lytechinus pictus (painted urchin), 6022 nucleotides long. Its product is annotated as protein LMBR1L-like. The coding region runs from base 742 to 2253 and encodes 503 amino acids. The transcript is spliced from 11 exons. Gene Ontology annotation, molecular function: transmembrane signaling receptor activity. Gene Ontology annotation, cellular component: plasma membrane. The record is from RefSeq and is a predicted model, not a curated record. Gene Ontology annotation, biological process: signal transduction. Lineage: Eukaryota; Metazoa; Echinodermata; Echinoidea; Temnopleuroida; Toxopneustidae.
ACUCAGACCUCGCAAUCGUCUACGAUUCAUUGCGUAAGCGCAGAUGGCGCUUCGAAUGUAAACAACAGAGUCCAUUGUGUGUCAAAGGUGACCGUUAAUACAUCAACGCAAUACAUGCAUGCUACGUACCGUACUACUACUAGUGCUAGUGCCGUACAGUGCGAAAGAUAGAGGGUGAAUCCGUGGAUCUGGAUGGGCCGGGCCGAGCUAUAGCGCCUGAGAGCUCAUUCAGCUCAGCUAACUGUUCCCGUCGCGUCGCCAUCCUCAUUCCGAAUUUCCGUGUAGGCUAGAUGCUUGUGAAUGUCGUAUCGAUGUCGUGUGCUCGUUUCUUUGAAUGAAGCUCUUUUGAACCAAUUUGUUAUUUGAAUCAUCCACUUAAACACAGCAGUUAGAAAAGAAAAAAUAGUUGCUCGCUCAGCUCAGACUCGGAGGAAGGUGCAUCUUGAAGUUGAAAGUCCAAAGCAAAAUCCUUGACAUUAAGAGACAGAACCUUCAACCUCCUUGAUUUGUGUUAUUUUGGUUUAAUUAUUGAGUCUAACAAUGUUAAUUGUUAGAAUUAAAGUCCGUGCAGAAAGUGAUCGCAGCUUGACUGAGUUUUUGUUCUUUUUAUGAAAUCUCGUGUCUCGCAACCUUGUCCUUGACUGUUCCAGCCCAGAUCACUGACAUGAUGAAUGUGCUAGCGCGUAUAGCGUAACUUGGACUGGAGGAAUUCACACGGCAUUAAUACGGUACUCUGUUAAAAUGGAAGUGGAACAACAGUGGGAUGCAAGGGAACAGAUCUUUCAUGAUGCCGUUAGAGAAUAUUUGAUUGACUUUUUGUUUUUUACUAUAUUGUACCUGUCAUCAUAUGCAGUAAUAUGUCGAUACAAGAGACGAACGGACAGAGAGGAUUUGUACUCGGCUGAUGCGGAGGAUGCAAUGGUAUACAGCAUUGCAUUAUGGCUUUGUACCUUCACAAUGGCUGUAUCAGUAGGGGCUGUUCUACUACUUCCCCUCUCUAUCAUCAGUAAUGAGGUUCUUCUCUGGUAUCCUAAGAGUUUCUACAUCCAAUGGCUCAAUGGUUCCCUUAUUCAUGGUCUCUGGAACUUGAUUUUCCUGUUUUCCAACUUGUGUCUUUUCGUGCUUCUGCCAUUUGCAUACUUUUUCACGGAAUCUGAGGGAUUUCCGGGCUCUAAAAAGGGCAUCAGAGGUCGAGUAUAUGAGACAUUCAUGGUGUUACUAAUGCUGAGUAUCCUAGUCUUUGGUCUUGUAUGGGUGUUUAGUGCAUUAUUGGAUGAUACAGACUCCAGCAGGGAAACAUUACAAAGAGUUUCAACAUCAUAUGUCCCGUAUUUGUAUUCAUGUAUGGCUCUGUUGGGAGUUCUAAUGUUACUCAUUUCAACACCGUUGGGAUUUGCACGAUUAUUCUCUGUGAUCGGUAAACUGGUUGUGAAACCACAAUUUAUGGAAAACAUCGACGAAGAGUUCCACACAGCAAAGUUUGAGGAAGAAGACAUUUUAAGAAAAAUAGAAGUGGACCAAGAUUUAGCAAACGGUCAUCUCUCACAGCUACGAGAGCGUCUUUCGGAUGUCACACAUGAGCGGAAGAUCCUGGAGCGAAGACGUAGAGCAUCUUCUUUCCAGCGCAUUGUUGGAUAUCCUCUGGUUUGGAUCUUGUUAUUCCUACUCACUGUACUCUCUUUGUGCAUGGUAGGAUGGAAUAUUGUAAGAUUAUUGUUUGGGAUUGGAGCCUUGCCUGUCAACAUCACGGAGGCCGGUCUUGGGAAAGUGUCUUUGUCAAAGUUUGGUGCUUUAGGAGCACUGCUUGAAGUCUGUCUUAUUUUUUAUCUAAUGCUUGCCUCUAUGGUAGGUCUCUAUGGUAUUCCCGUCUUCAAAACACUUGUUCCUAAGAGGAGAGAUACACCCAUGACUAAGCUUAUUGCAAACUGCCUUGUAGUACUCAUCUUGAGCUCAGCUCUGCCAGUCUUAUCAAAAAUGCUUGGUAUAACAAAUUUUGACCUCCUCGGAGAGUACGGAAGAUUAAACUCACUCCACAAUUUUUACAUGGUGUUGGCCUACAAUGCAACGUUUGGCGUGGCGACUUCGUCUUGCCUCGUUAACAAGUUCACUGCGUCAGUACGGAAUUACAUUGUAAACAACGUGCGAGUGUAUGUCCACAAGAUGCGCAGGACCACAAAACUGCGGCCGGCGUGGAAAGCGGUCAAUGUCGUCGCGACGGCAAAUGGGACUGCAACAGGAAGCAAGAAUGACUGAAUGGAAACCAAGAUACAGUAUCUAUCUUCUGCACAGUUUUUUUCUUUAUGGCACUUUUCAGGAUGUAAAAUGUCUUUACCAGUGGAGGUUCUAGAUCUUGAUAACCGCAUGUAGGUAUGCUAUUAGCUACCUGAAGAGACUAUGCUUUAGGAGGAAUCACUAAUCGACCUGCAUGUUGGACAAAGCGAUGUUUACACAUAGGCUGAAAGCAGAUAACAGACUGUCACAUCAAUUGCUGCAUUGUUCGUGUUUCUUGGUUUUUAUUGUGUUGUUUUCCUUAAUGUGUGUGAUUUUGAUGAAAAUUGUGAUCAUUAUUGUUGCCAAAGUAUGUCUUUAUCAAUUUCUUUUCAUUAGAAUAGGUGUUGGGGAUUGUAUUUCUAUUUGAUACAGGUCAUAUUAACAAAAUUGUUGCAAGUCAAAUAGCAGUGAUCUAUCUAUCAGAAACCAAAUGCAAGGCUACAUCUUGAAUUCUUAAAUACUUAAAUAAGUAUAAGAAUGUAGGAAUUGGUGAAUUGACCAAUUAAACAUGAGACUAGAAGCUCAUUCUGAACAUACAUAUGAUAUAGUUACCAUAACAUAAUGACAUAUAUGUUAAUAGCUGGUUUCCAGUGGUAACACCACACUGACCACAGCUUUAAACAAAGAGUCAAAUUCAUAUCAUUUUGAAUUGGGACCAAUGUUGAUGCAACUUUGUGUGAGAUUCCUUUUUUUUUAGAUGAAAUCGAACUAGAUACAUGUAAGUUCUAAUAUGGAAAUAUAAAUUUCAAUAAAGAAUAUUUAUUCUAUUAAUGUAAUAAAAAUAACGUUACAAUUGUGUUUUUAUUGACCCAAAGUCACCAAAAAACAAAAAUUAACUCAUAUUAUUUAAAGAUAAAAUAAUCAACCCAAGGUUCAAACACAUGAUGUGACAUAAUUUUAACCUAUUGGCUAAAUGUAACACAUGCAUGUUAAAACUUUGCCACUCACACAGUUUGGUAAAUACCAUAUUAUUUACACACUUAUGAACAUAACACACCUUUGUGCAAUGCAUGUUUCAACUCCUAAGAGUUAAAUUUAGCCAAUGGGUUAAAAUUAAGCGACUUUGGCACUAUCAGUCCAUUAUUGUUCAACAAAAACUUUAAAUGGCUACAAUGUGUUUAUUUCCAGAGAACCGUCAUCUUAUGUUCAUUUACACCCAGUGUUUGAUAAGUUUUAAUCACCCAAAUUUUUUUUGUGUUCAUUUAAAAUAGUAUUAAAUGUUAUACACUCUCCUAUAGAUAAAAUAGACAAUCGUUAUGAUCAACAAAAUACUGAAUGAUAAUUAGACUGGCUAAAUACCAGUCCCAUCUUGCCAUUAUCAAUUAUGAUAAAUAUUGUAUUAUUAUGUGUUGUGUGAAAGUGUAUAAAGAUGAAAAUGAAUUUGACAAGGUUUUGUUUUCUAAUGUUAAUUUGAUAUUUUGUAGUGCAGGUAAAGCAUUUUGUAGUACAGCACUUGUACCAUGUACAAUGAAGUUUAAGGAGAGUACACAUUGGACCAAUGGGAUGUAUUUCAUUGCGUUUCGAAACUUCACAAUACAGCUGUUUUUAUACAUGCAUUUAUGUGUAUAACAAUAUCACAAGUAAUAUUUUUGUACCUUGGUUUUUGCUAAUUUUAGAAUAUAUAAUCACCUCUGUUUACGAAAAGCCAUAUGCUGCUAGUAUAUCAACACUGCUCAACAUGUAUAUGAGUGAUUUUCAUAUUUUCUUUUGUCGAUAAGUAUUCAUAUAUACUACUUGACGUGUUCUAUCUCUUUUCUUUUGAAUAUUUUAAUGGAAUAUUGGAAAUCCACUUACAUGUAUGUUCAUUGGUAGAUCCAGCUGGGUUAGGAACAAUACCAUUUCACUCGCCAUAUUGUUUGUGCACAGUGAAAUUUAUUAUGUCUUAUCCAGCUGAAUCCGCUCCUGAUAUUGCAUUUUCUAAAAGUUGUUGUGUAGUUAUUUAACGGUAUUGAUAGUGCAUUUCUAAAUCUUUCAGACAUUUUGGUCAUUGCAAAAUAUCCUUGUGCAUUCCACCAUUUAUGCAAAUACCAACUUUUUUGUAAGAAAUCAGAGUGAACUGAUGACUAUAAGUUUCCAGUGCUUUGUUUUGCAUGGCAGAAUGGCUUUGAGGAAGGGGGUUUCAUCUAUGGUUCAGUUAUUGUUGAUAAAAGCAUAUUAUGAGUUAGAUAUUAGAACAGGGGUGUCUGAGCAUAACUUCAACUAAAAUAAUCAAACUCGAUGAUUCAACUGCAAAGUCAUAUUUUUUAAAAGAACAAUUGAGAUAUUUUUUUAUAUAAUGAAGUUUUGUUCUGAACAACAAAUUUGAAAGAGCAAUUUCUGUUGAACCCUGAGAAAAACUAAAUAUGUCAGUCUGUUCUUCAAGAACAAAAUUUAGGUUAUGUGUAUAACUCCAUUGCCAUCUUGAGGCAUGGCCACCAUCAUCCUUUAAUUCUUUCCAGACUAUGAAAUGUAAUCAACCUUCUAAACAACUCUAAUUGAAUGGGAAUGAUUGGAAAACAAAACCACUGCCAUCUCCAUUUUCUCCCUUUUAAUUCAUUGUGGAAGAAGUAAAUCCUCCAAUAAAUCUCAAAAUGUUUUUUUUUUUAAAUUUCUAUAUCAUUUUAGAUUCUCUCUUUAGUCUUGGCCGAGUAACUCUUCUAAAUGAAAGACAAUAUUGGACCAUCAUUUGAAUACUCCUGGAUAUUUUGUUGUUAUUUGCUGUUUCACUUACUGUCCAACCAUGAGGCAAACUCUGCAUGCACCAUUCCAUAAGAAGAAAUGCUAUCACCUUGAUGUUGGUUAUUUCUACCUUUUGAAUUUUGCGAGAGUACAUUUUAUCAAGAUAAUAUAUCAGGUAUAAAUCAAACACAAUGGGAUUAUUUACUGUUUUUCUGUGUUUAAUCGUCCAUCCAAUAAGCUUUGUGGUUUUCGAACAUAUUACGUUGAUACUCUUAUCAUCCUUGCAUUGAAAUGUUUGUUGGAUAAUUUGCCAAUACAUAUUAAGGAAAAUCUUAUAUUGUGUGAACCUGCCCAUUACAGAAAGGGGCCAAAUCAAGUAUCUGAUCACUCUGGAUGCAAUACUAGUACUCUGAUUCAGAAGACCUAGAGCUAAUGUUUGGUGUAUGUAUGAAGACCAUGUCUUGAUGGUGCGAGCUACAAUGUAGCUACAUCACGAAACCGAUAGACCAGACAGGUUUUUUUUUUGUCAUAUUCUACAUUUAUAUAUGUAUUUUGUCCAGUAACUUCAGCACUUUUCCAUUGUAUAGGGCCUCAAAACAGCAAAUACAGUGACUGAUAUCCUAUAAAUUUACAUCCUUCUCAGUAUUAUUUCUUAUUUAAAUGUUGUGCUUCGGAUGAUGAAUGUUUGAAGUAAGAAUUUGUUGAAUUUUUCAUUUUGUUACAAUUAUCAAGAUUGAAAAGCCUUACAUGUAAAUAGUGGUUCAUCUUUAAUGAAUCUUGAGUUUGGUGUCUGAAAUAUUUGUAGUUAAGAGUCAUUUUGGGCUCAUGCUUUUCUUGUAGUUUUUCUUUUGAAAUUAUAUGUGUAGAUGCUGCUGUUCAAACAUUCAAACAUAUGGAUGUAAUUUGAUUAUACAACUCAUUUUGACAACAACAAAAAAGAUUGUUUGACAAAUCACACACCCUCUCUCUCCCUUGAUUGAAUUCAUUUUGGAGGAGGGUCUGUGGGUAUUGAUGGAUCAUAUUAGGGUAACUUAAAAUAUAUUUAUUGUUUUACAGUGAACAAGAGAGAGGGAAUAUACUGAUAAAAAUGAUU